AUGGCAGGAAAGAUGACACUCCACAAACUGGUGGUUCUCGGAGACGGUGGUGUUGGGAAGACAGCUCUUACCAUUCAGCUCUGCUUAAACCACUUCGUCGAGACAUACGACCCCACCAUUGAAGAUUCUUACCGAAAGCAGGUGGUAAUAGACCAUCAAGCUUGCAUGCUAGAAGUUCUUGACACCGCCGGACAAGAGGAGUAUAUUUCUCUACGAGAUCAAUGGAUAAGAGAUGGCGAGGGCUUUGUUCUGGUCUACAGCAUCACUCACAGGCAAUCAUUCAACAGCAUACGGAAAUACUAUAAUCAGAUCCAAAGGGUGAAAGACUCGGGUAACGCAGGGUCGCCGACAGGUUCAAGCUAUUUGAACCCCUCGCUGGCAAUAUCCGCUCCUACUGGACCGGUGCCCGUUAUGUUGGUUGGAAAUAAAAGCGACAAAGUCACUGAAAGAGCAGUCUCUUCACAAGAAGGCCAAGCGCUGGCGCGUGACCUGGGCUGUGAAUUUGUUGAGGCAUCGGCAAAGAAUUGCAUCAAUGUCGAGAGAGCCUUCUACGACGUGGUUCGAGCUUUAAGGAGACAGCGGUCACAGCCCUCCAGGCAACCGGACCGAAGAGCAACGGGUUUUAGCACAAGCAGCAUGCGAGAUCGUACUACAGACCACUUCAUCCAUGCAGGGAAGAGGAGAGAGAAUAAGACGAAAUGUGUCAUAUUAUGA
Molecule: messenger RNA, 714 nt
Organism: Endocarpon pusillum Z07020
Lineage: Eukaryota; Fungi; Ascomycota; Eurotiomycetes; Verrucariales; Verrucariaceae
Product: Protein ras-2
Exons: 2
Coding region: 1-714 (237 amino acids)
Biological process (GO): signal transduction
Cellular component (GO): plasma membrane
Molecular function (GO): GTP binding; GDP binding; GTPase activity
Source: RefSeq, a predicted model, not a curated record